Molecule: messenger RNA, 1212 nt
Organism: Puccinia graminis f. sp. tritici CRL 75-36-700-3
Lineage: Eukaryota; Fungi; Basidiomycota; Pucciniomycetes; Pucciniales; Pucciniaceae
Exons: 5
Coding region: 1-1212 (403 amino acids)
Biological process (GO): protein deubiquitination
Molecular function (GO): cysteine-type deubiquitinase activity
Source: RefSeq, a predicted model, not a curated record
AUGACGAAACGACGAGAUGGGCCUCGUCGAGCCUCCAAGCGACUGGCCAACCACACCCCCUCUGCAUCCGCCUCCACCUCCACCCUCGACCAUCCUCGAAGAUCUAAAGGCCGGGCUAGGACAAGAGCAAGCGGCGUCAAGAUCAUCGACGAUCCGAUGGAAGACGAGAAGAGACUGAAAGACCAACUGACCCGGAUGGGAUUCUAUGCGGUCAACACGCUCGGCGACGGCAACUGUCUCUUCAGGGCGCUCUCCGACCAGCUCUAUGGCACGCCCAACCGACACCUCGAGAUCCGCCAACAGGUCUGCGGCUAUCUCGCGCAGCAUGAGGCUCGCUAUAAGGCCUUCGUCGACAUGGAUGAGGAGGAAAGCUGGGAAUCUCAUCUCAAACUUAUGGCUAAACAGGGAACAUAUGGGGGACAUUUGGAGCUUUCGGCGUUUGCGAAUUUCCAUCGUCGAUCGAUCAAGAUCAUCCAACCCGGAAUGGUCUAUGUGAUCAGCUAUGGGGACGAAUCUCCAGGCACAUGUUCCGGAAAAGCGAAGGGGAAACAGCUCAAGGGGAAAGGCAAACGGUCGGAGGAGUCGGUCCCAUUGGUGUCCCCCUCGGAUACUCCAGUCUAUCUGGUCUAUCAUCAGUGGGAACAUUAUAGCAGCGUUCGUAAUCUGGAUGGUCCUCAUUCUGGGAUCCCUUGUAUCCGAGAGCGAGACCUGGAAAGUUCCGCCAGUAUAGACCAGAGCGGACAGGGAGGGACAGAGGGAGGCGGAGCGGGAGGAGGCAAGAGUCGGAAACUAAGCCUGAUGAGCUAUCGGGAAUGUUCGUCCUCGCCGGUCUCAGCAGGCUCGUCUUCGACGACCACAACAACAACAACCGGGAGCAGCAGCAGUGGCAGUGGGGCGCCAUCGGGCGAGGAUCCGGCGGAGAAGAUCGAGGCGGACGACCGGCCGGGCUCGUCGUUGGCCGACCGUCCUCGUCGGACGAAGAAAGCCUCCAAACGGCCUCCGCUGCAUUCGCCUAUCUCCAGACCUCCUCCUCCUCCUCCAGCUACGACAAACAAACUUGUCGUGCCCGAUCGCCAUCAGACUAAACCGUUGAGCAAACGCGCCCUCAGACUCGCCAGACGCAAUAAUCAACUCCCCUCUAACAAUACUUCUUCGGCUCCACUGGCGCCCCCAAUCGACUCCGUCGGCUUGUUGAGAGAACUUAAAGUCUGA